CGAUUCGAGCCCCUUUGAUUUUUGGGUGAAAGAUUCAAAGCUACAAAACUUGAAGCCAAUACAAUUGGUUAAAUUAUAUUACAAAACACAUCACAAUGGUUGCGUAUUACUCAAUUUUCGGUAAACAAGUUGCUUCUCACUGGGUGAGUGUUUUUGAUAGUGGUUCUAAAGAGAUUGAAGAAGAAGUUAUUGCUAUUGGUACUUUAUCAGCAGCAGCAGCUGUUGCCGUUGUUCCAGGCUACUUGCCAAAAUCUGAAGCUCCAGCUAAAGCACCAACCCCAGCUCCAGUGCAAACUAAAAAAGAAGAUGAUUUAGAUGUUGAAAAACUAUUAACUGAAUUCUUGAAAGAAGAGGAAACAAAUUAG
This is a messenger RNA of Hansenula anomala, 365 nucleotides long. RefSeq lists its product as uncharacterized. Bases 96 to 365 code for a protein of 89 amino acids. The transcript has 3 exons. The record is from RefSeq and is a predicted model, not a curated record. Gene Ontology annotation, biological process: proton motive force-driven ATP synthesis. NCBI's taxonomy places the organism in Eukaryota, Fungi, Ascomycota, Saccharomycetes, Phaffomycetales, Wickerhamomycetaceae.